CAUUGAAAUCCCUAUGCUGCGUCGCGCUAGGCACCACCCUGUAUACCUAUCUGUUAUGCUUUCCUUUUUGUUAUAGAUUUUCUAAAAAAUUAUGACCGUUAUGCAUAAUUUUCUUAGGAGGCCUUUAAGUAAACUGAUUUCAACAUGACGGAGCGCCGGCUCAUUCUAUCCAUGAUGCUUAUAGUAUUUGAAAAACAUUUUUGAAGCCAGAGGUUCGUGGCAUUGGAUUGGUUGAUUAUGUCGAUGUCAUGGAAAGCAUGUCAGCGGUGAUCAUUUUCUUUCCAGGAAUGCACUCGAUAUAAAAGUAUUCGCAUUCUAAACCUUUGCAGCCGGGACGACAAAUUCGCUAGUGGUUUCGUUCGCAACAGUGGGAUCAACGGCUUGUGGUCUGUGCGCAGAAUAAAAUCUUUGCCUAGCAAGUGCAUUUCAAAUUUCUCAUAUGCCCAUGUAGCCGCUCUAGUAGCUACUAGUGCUUCUCUUUCUAUCUGUGCAUAUCUGGAUUCAGUUUCUGACAUUUUCUGUGAUGCAUAGGAGAUUGAUUUUCAAAUUGCAUAUUUUUGCUCUUGUUCCAAUUCGGCCCCUAGACCAAAGGAUGAUGCAUCGUCUGCUACUCUUGUAUUUCUGUUAGGAUAAAAGUGGGCUAAUACCGGCGUUGAAGUUAAUGUCAUUCUAAUGUCACCUGUUUUCUUUCUGUCGAAAACAAUUCAUUUUUCGUGGAUAAAAGUUCUGCUUGCUGUAUGAGCCAAUUCUGGUAAAAGUCGAGGUAAAAGUCUUGCAUGCCUUAAAAUGAGUUGCUAUUUGAGUAGUACUUGCUACGCCAGUAAGUUAAAAAAACAUUUAAAGAAAUGUAACGCAAAGCCUUCACAAGAUGUACCAUAUUUACAAAAAAAUGUUAACGUCGAAGUAGAGUCCACGUCACAAACAAGGUCUCUGGCGAAUAUGCCAGUACCACAAUUGCUAGAAGUUAUUGCGAAGGUGAAUAAAAUCCACAAAGAUAUUCAAAACAGCAUACAAGAGAAACUUGCAACACACAGUGUUUUGGAUGAGGAAUUGGGUAACCCCGCAUAUGGACCCGCGACUAAAAAGCAUCUUGUACAAGUGUCAUCAAUUUUAGGUCUUUUACAAGAAUAUAAUUUAUUGCAGGAUGAUACAUGUUUUGUGGAACUUGGUGCAGGGAAAGGAAAAGUAAGUUAUUGGCUUGCAAAAACCUUGGAACUAUUGAGGCAUAGUUCUUCUAGUGUAUUAUUAGUAGAAAGGGCUUCGCUCAGACACAAGCAUGACAACAAACUAGAUAAAACAGAUGUUUCAGUUGUGAGAAUUAGAGCUGAUAUUGCAGACCUACUAUUGCCAGAGAUAGACACAAUAGCUAAGGCCAAGCACGUGGUUGGAGUUACAAAACAUUUAUGCGGUGAUGCUACAGAUUUAGCCCUCACUUGCUUAAUGAACUGUCAGUCUUCGGGAAAAGAUGUGACUGGAAUGGUGAUGACUUUCUGCUGUCUCCAUCGAUGCCACUGGAAUACUUAUGUUGGCAAACACUUUUUCGAACAUGUCGGUAUUAAUAGCGUAGAUUUUGACAUUAUGUGUGGUUUAGUAAGUUGGGCUGUUUGCGGAAGCGGGCAAAGCCGAGAGAAGAGGAAAAACGAUGAAAGUGGUUUAGGAGAAAAUGAAAGGUAUACACAGAUUGGACUUAACAGGUGUGAGAAAGAAACUGUUGGGAAGAAAUGUAAAGAUCUCAUCAACUGGGGUAGGAAAAUAUAUUUGCAAAACCAAGGCUUUAACUGUGAUUUAUGCUACUAUGUAAAUUCAAACAUUACGUUGGAAAAUGUAUGCAUUAUUGCGAUGAAAGCAAAUAAAGAAGUGUAAACUUCUAAUGAGAGUA
This is a messenger RNA of Photinus pyralis (common eastern firefly), 1879 nucleotides long. Its product is annotated as tRNA:m(4)X modification enzyme TRM13 homolog. The record is from RefSeq and is a predicted model, not a curated record. Lineage: Eukaryota; Metazoa; Arthropoda; Insecta; Coleoptera; Lampyridae. The transcript has 7 exons. Bases 787 to 1863 code for a protein of 358 amino acids. Gene Ontology annotation, biological process: tRNA methylation.